AAAAAAAACAAACAAUGGAAGUAGAACUGUAGAAGAUGGAAGGGGAGAUGGAUUUCAUCAGAGAAAUGCCGGCCACUUCUUCAUGCUGGAUCUCUACUUUAAGAUCACCAUUAUCAUAAUCAUACUAAUGUAUUGAAUGAGUUGAAGAAUAGACUUUCAGCAAGACGUCGACAUGGUAGAAUCUUGCAACGACAACAACAACAAUUAUCAAUCGGUGGUGUUGAUUUCCCUGUUCAAGGUUCUGCUAAUCCUUACUCUGUCAGGUAAUCUAAAUCACUACUUUUUUAUUCUCUGGAGUUCUGUUGUUGGUUGAAUAUGAUCAUAGUUAUUUCUUAGAAAAUCUUUGACUUGUUCUUUUUGCUGAAGAUCCAUGGUGUUUGAAUGAAUAUCUGUGAUUUUUGAGUUUUAUGUUUUGUCGGUUUGAUUUAUAUACGUUGUAUAUCAAGAGACUUAAAUUAGGUUCACCAUUACUGGGGAUUCUGAUGUCUAACUCUUCCGCUCCGGUUGUGGUUGGGUGUCAGUCCGGGGACAUCGGAGAGACGGAUAGAGCAGAUGAUUGAAUUCUUUUGUUCUGGGAAAUAUGUUAUGGAAGAUCUUAUCUUGUUUUAUCACAGUUAUUAUGCUCUUCUUAAGUGUUCCAGUUUACGAAAUCAUGUCCCUUAAUGAAUUUCAUUAUCCAAUGAUGUUUUGCAGUAGAGAACGUUUUGAUGAAAUUGAUUAUUCACAUUUUUAAGUUUUUGAAUUGGCCGGUUCAUGGUGUAAGAGAUACGAUUGAUCAGGAAGAAAAACAAUUGGUGACGGCUCUUGUGAAAAUAGAUAACAUGUGUUUGAAUUCAUAUCCAUUCAUUUUUCCAUCCUUGUCGACCACUUGUUGCCUUCUUUGACCUUUAGUUACCUGGGACCCGCCUACAGUUUACGGUUCCACGCUUUCCAUCGUUUUUAAAGGAUGUAGUUUCUACGUAAGAAACUAGUACCUGUAACUUAUUGCAUGGGUAACUGGCUGGCUAUUGGUUAAUUCAUUACAGCUGUUCUUUAGAUUUCCUUUUUUUCCCGUUUAAAACCCGCUGAUCUUCGUUUACACCGUCAAUCGAAAGGUUGACUGUUAUAAUCUAACAAAUUGUGGCUCCUAAACCGCAAAGAUACUGGAGAAAUUAGUUCUCCGGAUUUAAAGAUUCCAGAAUAUGAGAAGCUCUGGAGUUGUAGAUGAAGUAUCAUUAGCGGGUUCCUCAGUUCCAGCACUGCAUAUGGUGGACUGCCCUUGCGAGAGCUCCCACUUGCUACGAACAGAGGAAGUGGCAGCAAAAGAGGUUAGCCUCAAUAUUGAUGGGGGGAAAGUUCAGGACUGCCGGGAAGCUCCUCCAGCAGCUUGUGAGUACCGUUCUAGUGGGAACGGGUGUUAUGCUGAUGAUCAGUGUCAUCAUCCUGGUUUCAGGAUGAAGAGAAAUCAAGACCAGAUUCUUGAGAUGGUACUCUCAGUAAUUUCUCUCCUGUUGACACUCAGCGCAGUUGGCGGUUUCGCUUUCACACAAUUGCUCACUACCGUCAGAAGCCAUGACCAAUAUCCAAACCAUGACCAAUUUCUCGAGCACAGUUUGGUAGCCUUCAAUGUGUUAUUUGCUGCAUCCUUCUUUUGCAACUUCCUGGCCGCAUUUGUACAUUUCAUUCUCCAAUCUCGUCGUGAAUGUUUCCCGUAUACGAAGUUUAGCCUUAUCAUAAGCAACACAUUUUCGUUUGCUUUUCUAAUACUUGGUUAUGGCUUUGUUAUAGCUUUCAAUAUCCAAUAUCGUUGAGCCAUUGUACUUUGUUACCAUGGGUUGGCCUUGGCACCCAGAUAUCAUAUAUAUGUAUGUACUGUAUUAUAUGCAUGCAGGUGAAGUAUUAGUUGAAAUAAACACAAAAUACUUGUGUAUUUUUCUACUCGCAGCCUAAAUAGAAGCUUAUAUUGUUCUGAACA
Molecule: messenger RNA, 1954 nt
Organism: Papaver somniferum (opium poppy)
Lineage: Eukaryota; Viridiplantae; Streptophyta; Magnoliopsida; Ranunculales; Papaveraceae
Exons: 3
Coding region: 1182-1790 (202 amino acids)
Source: RefSeq, a predicted model, not a curated record